GGCUAGAGUUACAGUGAAGUGAUGAGGGCUGUCCUUCAAUUUACGCUGGUACUUCUCAGUCUGCGUAUUAACCACUUUUGCUAGGAUGUAUUGUAUCAGUUUGCCAACUUGGCAGUAAGUGACCUCUCCGGCACCGUGCGUGUGUAUUUUAGUUCGGUUUGGGUCACGUGGUUUUCUGACAGCAGCACAUUGCCUAAGCAUACAGAAGCACGGAAAGGGAGACGGUAGCUAUUGGAAAGAAAGAGAUUAUGUGAGGCGAAAUAAGGAGAAGAAAAAAAUAGGUUGAAUGAAAAGCAAAGACUUUGAAAAUGGAUGUGUUUCACUGAGUUUGAUGUACUACUGUUUCCCUUCUGUGAAAGAUAAUCUCAGAGAAGCAGCACUGCUGAUUACGGAUACACAUGUAAGUAGAAAAUGAUCGUCACUAUUUGUACUGAAUGUGGAUAACAAAUUCACAUUAUUGCCUUUUGACUUGAGUAUUCCCUGAACUCUAAAUGGAAACUUAAUUACGAUCUAGUUUCUCCGUGAAUUGGAAGUGUACGGCUCGGGGUUUUUUCGGGGAGUUUUGACGUCUAACCUGAUGGCCAAUUAAAGAAAAAUUAACGCAUCGACUUUUUUAUUCAAGGAAAUAAAUGCAUAAAAACUGUUUACUGACGUGACAUUUCAGUGCACUAUUUCAGGAUGGCAAUCAAUAAAUCUUGGACUAUUUUUUAUAUAAAUUUAUUUUUUUCGAGUUUACAAGACAUGAAAAUGUAAAAAAAAAGAAUACAGUACAAGGAAUCACAUUGCUUGGUGAAAUCGUGUCUGCUUAUGCAUGGUUACCUUUAUUUAUCAGCAUUUCGUUUAACCCUCCUAAAAAGGAAGCGGAAAACGUUUCAAAACUUUCACGAAAGAUCUAAUCAUGAACAUGAAUUUAUUCAUUGGAAUAACGCUGUAAUUUAAUAGGAGAAGACAGUGUGUUCGAAAGACCAUUUGGGACUUCUGGAUUGAAAGCAACAGCUUGCACUUCUUGCUCAUGUGUACAAAUCAGUUUCAAUUAUGAUUUUCUUAAAAGACCUCCUGUGUUUUGGAUGUCAUAUCAUGGCCACCUUUUAAGUUUUCUGACCCUAAUAAAAAUACAUAUUUUUAUUGACACUUCCUAUCCUGACUAUUGUCAUGGACAGUAUAUAAAGCUGAAUCAUCCCCUGUGGUUACAGUGUUUUUACUCCGUUUUUGAACGUCAGUAUCGUUUAACAGACAAGAAAAUGACAUGCGAAAACGAUGUGGAUUAAAGGCGAGAUCCUUAAACGCCAAGUACCUUAACUCAAAAAGGUGAAGAAGGAGUCAGUUGAUUGCAGCUAUUUGUAUGAUUAUAAACUCAACGCAGUAAAAAGCUUUUUUUUGUCUUUUAAACCUGAUUACGAAAACUCUACAUGUGCAUGCCCUCCGAACUUGAAGCGCCCUUCCAGCCAGCGCUGGUGAUGCGAUGCCCCGCAACCACAGCGGAGAUGAGGGUGGAUCUGGGCUCUGGAUGAAAACUUCUCCUGGGCAUCGCACUGAAGUGUACGACAUGAAAGAUGUGGAGUCCGGCAGAAGGAUGAAGAACUCAGCUCGGGUGGGAGACGGCCUGCUGCCUCUCGGCACCGGCUCUUCGCCUUCGGCGACAGGUGUGGGGGGUCCCGAAAGCCAAACUGGAAAGCAGGGAGCCCGCCUGAGUCUGCUCGGGAAGCCGCUCUCCUACAGUAGCAACCAGAGCUGCAGGCGGAACGUCCGUUACCGGAGAUUCCAAAAUUAUCUGUAUAACGUGCUGGAGAGACCCCGGGGAUGGGCUUUCAUCUACCACGCCUUUGUGUUUAUUCUGGUGUUUGGCUGCUUGGUCCUGUCUGUGCUUUCCACCAUCCCAGUCCAUCAAGACCUCUCCUCCCGUUAUCUUCUCAUCCUGGAGUUCGUCAUGAUCGUCGUGUUCGGUUUAGAGUACAUCAUUCGGAUCUGGUCUGCUGGUUGCUGCUGCCGCUACAGGGGGUGGCAAGGACGGCUCCGUUUUGCAAGAAAGCCAUUUUGUGUCAUAGAUAUCAUUGUUCUCAUCGCCUCUGUGGCCGUGGUCUCUGCUGGAAGUCAGGGCAACAUUUUCGCUACGUCGGCACUGAGAAGUCUCCGAUUCCUGCAGAUCCUGCGCAUGGUGCGGAUGGACAGGAGAGGAGGCACCUGGAAGCUGCUGGGCUCUGUUGUUUAUGCCCACAGCAAGGAGCUGGUCACAGCCUGGUAUAUUGGAUUUCUUGUUCUCAUAUUUUCAUCAUUUCUUGUCUACCUGGUGGAAAAAGAAGCUAACCCCCAGUUCGCUACUUAUGCAGACGCUCUGUGGUGGGGCACAAUCACAUUGACCACCAUUGGCUAUGGAGACAAGACACCUCACACAUGGACAGGAAGACUUUUGUCUGCAGGUUUCGCGCUGCUUGGAAUCUCCUUUUUUGCUCUGCCUGCUGGAAUUCUAGGCUCAGGGUUUGCAUUGAAGGUACAGGAGCAGCAUCGACAGAAACAUUUUGAAAAAAGACGAAACCCAGCAGCCAGUUUAAUCCAGGCUGCUUGGCGGUUUUACUCCACUGAUGCCAGCCGAACAUACCUGAAUGCCACCUGGCGAUACUAUGAAAGUGUUCUCCCACCACUCAGGAAAGACCAGGGGGAGUCUGCUAGCAGUAAGGUUCUUAGUAAUAAACAGAAGCUCUUCAGGAUGUAUACGUCACGGAAACCUAGCCAGAAAUUAAGCUUUAAGGAACGGGUACGAAUGGCCAGUCCACGAGGACAGAGCAUGAAGUACAGGCAAACUUCUGUUGGGGAUCGGCGAUCACCUGGCCCUGACAUCACCACUGACACCAGUCCAGCCAAGGUGCAGAAGAGCUGGAGUUUCAAUGACAGAACAAGGUUUCGCCCAUCACUGAGACUCAAGAGCCAGUCCAGGACCACUCCAGAUGCUGACACCAAUCUCGGAACAGAUGACGGAUUUGAUGAGAAAGGGUGUCAUUGUGAUGUGUCUGUGGAGGAUCUCACUCCAGCUCUCAAAACUGUCAUUAGAGCUGUCAGAAUUAUGAAGUUUCAUGUGGCAAAGAGAAAAUUCAAGGAGACUUUGCGACCGUAUGAUGUAAAAGAUGUAAUUGAACAGUAUUCAGCUGGUCAUCUGGAUAUGCUGUGUAGAAUCAAGAGCCUCCAGACGCGGUUGGACACCAUUGUAGGUCCACAGCAGCAACUGGCCACCAAAGUCAAGACCUUUUCUUCCCCCUCUCUGCACUUAUAUUACAGUCAACAUGGCAAAAAGCAGUCCACACCAGGAGUUGACCAAAUUCUAGGAAAAGGACAAAUACCAGCUGAUAAGAAAACUAAAGAGAAAGUUCUCCCGGAGAGUGAAGCUAAUGAAGACCUCAGCAUGCUGGGACGAGUGUGUAAAGUGGAAAAACAGGUACAAUCUAUAGAAACGAAGCUGGACUCCUUGCUGGAUAUCUAUAGGCAAGUUUUAAGCAAAGGCUCUUCCUCAGCACUGACUCUUGCCUCUCUGCCCCUCUUUGAGCUGGAUCAGACCUCUGAUUAUCAGAGCUCUAUUGCAAGCAAGGAUGCAUCAUCAGGCUCUGCACAGAUAAGCAGAUGUGUCUCCAGAUCUACCAGUGCCAACAUGCCACGAGGCCUGCAGCUGAUACUGACACCAAAUGAGCUGAACAAUGCACCAUACUAUUCUUUCUCACCAACUAUGCACAGCUUACCCACACAGGUGCCAAUGAGUCAGAAUGAGGGAACAGUACCAAUUUUGACGCCCAAUAACUUGUCAAGUCAGUUGGCUGAAAUGUCCAAGCCAGCAGCGCCAACAUCAUUGCAGAUACCCUCUCUGCUUCCCCUUAAGCAGAUCAACAGACCUGUAAGCAUGAUUCCAGUCACGACCCAGGAGUCUGCUGGUGAUGUCACUGCCUGCCUUGUUGCUUCGAAAGAAAGCAGACAGGUGACAAAGCCUAAUGCAAAGGAAGAGGGCUCUUGGAGAAGGCACCUGAGCCUGGAGACAGAACCCUUGGUAUCAGUGCCCACUGCAACAGACAGAGGCCUAGGGAAAUCCCUUUCUGUUCAAAACCUGAUGCAGUCCACAGAUGAACUCAACACUCGCCUUUCUAGUAGUGACUCAAAUGGCUCCCAGGUGAGCCAGGAGAUGUGCUCUGACUGGAAGGAGCCCAGGCUGUUUAUAACAGACAAGGAUCUGGAUGCUGGAGCUGAAUCCGAGAGCUUUGAUCUUCUCUCUCAGCCAACAGUGGAGACCGUUUUCUCUGAAGACUUUACAAGGACUGGAAUAGGAGGAUCAUCUCAAAGCAUCAGCAAAACUGGGGACAGUUCUGAAUCCCUCAGCUUGCCUCAUGUCCGUCUAAAAUAGCAUCACCCACUUUUAUUUGUACAUGUAGUACUUCCUUUAACCAUACAUAUCAUUGCAUGGACUAUUCUAAAAAAGAGAGAGCAUAAAAGGCAAAAUGACAAACAAAUGGAAAUCGGAACAAAUCUUGUAAGAUCUGGAAAGAAUCCGAAAGGCAGUGGUAUGAGCCCGUGAUCUCUAACUGCAUGACCAGAGCAUGUUUAGAUUUUACAGUACAUUUAAUUGAUAGUAUGAACACAUCAAGCCCUUUCAUUUAGCAAGAUUGCAUAGAAACGUAGGCAUUAUAUGUCCAGCUAAAGCACCAAGGAUCUGCCAAAUCUUACUUAUUUAAUUGGUUUUAUGUUCACUGCUGCAAUUAGUGAUAUGCAACAGUUCAGAUUAAAUUUUCUGUCUUUUUCUCUAUUGGUUAAAAUAUAAUGAAAUAUAAACAAAUCACAUGGGUGAUAGCAGGUAAACAGCUCCCGGAGAUCAUCACCUCUGUAUCUUAACUCUUUAGCCAAAUUGUAACUAUUUUAGUGUUUAAUGCAUUAAAUGGAUUCAAUUUCUAUGGAAGAAAUUAAGGCAUUUGGUAUAAUUAUAGAAAUAUUCAUGAUUUUCUGCUGCUGUACUAAGCAGAAAAAGUAGCCUGUAAAUAUCCGUGUGAGAAUCCAUUUUGAAUCAUGCGCUGGUAGGAUAAAUGUAUUGGAAGACCUUUUAAAAAUGGCAGUGCCUUGACAAGAGUCUAUAGGACAAAACAGUAGGAUGCAUAUUGUAGUGUUAAUGUAGCUAUUACGAUUACAGUAUACUUAUGGGGACAGGAUUACAUACCACAUUAAAAUACACAAUCUAUUAGCCUGCUGUUCUCCAUAUGUGCCAAUUUAAAUAUUUUUUCUUACUCCACGGCUGAAAGUUACAAUAAGAAAGAAUCUUUUAUGUUUACAGUUCAAUAAAUAUACAGCUGCUAGAAAGGUACUGAGGAAAAAGUAGAAAAUCAUGGUUUGGCUGCUACGUAGAAAACACACAAGGUCAUAAUUUAUCUGCUGUUGCAACUAAUAUUCAUAUUCUGAAUGUCUUUUUUAUGCUUUUUUAUGAGUCAGUGAUGUUUACCACUGAUUCAUUGUUCUCAAGAAAAUGCUUUUAAUACAAAAUGUACAUACUGUACCUUUUAAAUAGUGGUGACACCCUUUGGACAGGAAGAUACUGUAGUCUUAAAUCCAUCUUAAGUGCUCAGAAAAGUGAUAGCCUUUUUCCCAAGUUGUAUUUUUGAACAUUAUACAACAGCUUAUGUUAGUUAACAUCAUACUGUAGAAUGUAUAUAGAAUUACAGCAUAUUAAUAUGUAUGAGAGGUACAAGUACUGGAUAGUAGUGUAAUAUAGACGAUGCUUUGAAAAAGCCACUUAUUGGAACCUAGAGAGGUGUAUUGAAGCACAAUUUGUUGAGAAAUGCCAGUGCACAUCCCUUUUGUAAUGCUAUGGGCUGUGUAUAACAGACAUAAAUGUCAGACUCCUUAAAGUGUCAAAGAAAACUACAUUUUUAAAACCUCCAAAACAAUACUCAUUUGGCACAAGUGACUCAUUAAAACGAUCAAGGAUCCAGAUUAUAAUGAAUGUCUGCAUUUAGCCAAACACAGUGUGUAAAACUAAAGUAUUGUAUAAAGUAUACAUAAACUAUACCGUUUUUAAUGUUUUCUUCUCCCUUCCUUAAUCAAAUAUGCUUUUAUGGUGCCUUUCUUGCAUAUUAUUUUUUUUACUCAAACUAUUAAACAUUUGCUUUUUGACUUCAAAUGUGGGGUGAAAAGUUGGUAUCUGAAGCUGUGAUAAGAAAUAAACAUCAGUUUGCUUUUAUUUUUUUCUUGCUGCCAUCCCCAAAUGCCAUGUCAGACAUGGAUACAUUUUUUAGAAAAAUUAUUUCACUGGUAAAUUAUUUCACAAAACUGGCCUUAACUUACAUGCUUGAGAAUUUUAAAGUUCUGUUUCAUGUAUCUAAUUUAUUUCAACAAAUUAUGUGCACAUAACAGAGGUUACAUAAACUGUAGUUUAAAAAACUGCUCAAUUUAACUUUUUUCUCAUACUUCAAUAAACCAGGAAAGCAAGAUGUA
Molecule: messenger RNA, 6453 nt
Organism: Lepisosteus oculatus (spotted gar)
Lineage: Eukaryota; Metazoa; Chordata; Actinopteri; Semionotiformes; Lepisosteidae
Source: RefSeq, a predicted model, not a curated record